Molecule: messenger RNA, 2499 nt
Organism: Fragaria vesca subsp. vesca
Lineage: Eukaryota; Viridiplantae; Streptophyta; Magnoliopsida; Rosales; Rosaceae
Product: synaptotagmin-3-like
Exons: 12
Coding region: 364-2004 (546 amino acids)
Cellular component (GO): endoplasmic reticulum
Molecular function (GO): lipid binding
Source: RefSeq, a predicted model, not a curated record
GAGUGAAAAGAUUUUCAAAGCCAACCUUGAAUUGGCAUCUACUCGAAGAAAAAGGGUUGGCAAUGGCAUUUCAGACAUUGAGAACGUUACACUGUUCUGUAAUGUACACGUCGUUACAUGUGAGGCUCCGAGUCUGAGCCAAAACACAGAGCUUCCUUUGAGGCAGAGACAAGAGUGCCAAUUUUGAAGCCAACCAACCGCACCCUGUUUUUGUUUUUUGGCGCUCUUGCUACUACCACCCAUUUCAUACCUCCCCUAGUUGAUAUCUUUCACUUAAAUCCUCCUUUCCUGUUGCCCUUCUCAAAUUUACUCGAAAAGUUUGCAUCUUUCUGAGAAACCAAGACUCUUUGUUGAAUCAGAAAGAUGGGUUUUUUGGGUACUGUAUUGGGGGUUUUGGGUUUUGGCAUUGGAAGUCUGAUUGGACUGGUGGUGGGUUUCUUCCUUUUCAUCUAUUCAGAGCCCAAGAAAGUGAAGGACCCAGUAAUCAGGCCACUACAUGAACUAGAGAAAAGUAACUUGGAAGAUAUUCUAAAUGAAAUUCCAUUGUGGAUCAAAUGCCCUGAUUAUGAUCGAGUAGACUGGCUAAACAAGUUUCUCUUGGAUAUGUGGCCUUACCUUGACAAGUCAAUUUGCUCCACAAUAAGAAGCAUGGCACAACCUAUCUUUGCAGAAUACAUUGGCAAGUAUCACAUUGAGACAAUUGAAUUCGACGAACUAAGUCUCGGAACUCUGCCACCCAUAAUAUAUGGUCUGAAAGUUUGUGAGACUAAUGAGAAAGAACUAGUCAUGGAACCAGCAUUUAGGUGGGCUGGCAACCCCAACAUAGUUCUGGUGGUUAAGUUGUUGUCUCUAAGAGUUAAAAUUCAGUUAGUGGAUUUGCAAGUAUUUGCAGCACCACGGAUAACUCUGAAGCCUCUUGUGCCAACGUUUCCAUGUUUCGCAAACAUUGUGGUUUCUUUAUUGGAAAAGCCACAUGUAGAUUUUGGGAUGAACAUAUUGGGAGGGGACAUCAUGUCCAUUCCAGGCCUCUAUCCAUUUAUUCAGGACACCAUCAAGAGACAAGUCGCAAACCUCUAUCUCUGGCCUCAAACACUUGAUAUCUCCAUUCUUGAUGCUUCAACAGCGGCUAUAAAGAAGCCUGUUGGAAUACUUCAAGUAAAGGUUGUUCGAGCACUGAAGCUUUUAAGGAUGGACUUCCUGGGAACUUCGGAUCCUUACGUGAAACUUAGCCUCACUGAAGAUAGGUUGCCAGCAAAGAAAACCACUAUUAAGAUGAAAUCUUUGAAUCCUGAGUGGAAUGAGAAGUUCAAGCUUAUUGUGAAAGACCCCUAUACUCAAGGGCUUGAGUUACAAGUCUAUGACUGGGACAAGGUUGGCAGACAUGACAGAUUGGGAAUGCAACUUAUUCCUUUACAAGUGCUAACUCCUGGGGAGACAAAGGAAUUUGUGCUGGAUUUGGUCAAGAACACAAAUCUUAAUGAUCCUCAAAACAAGAAGCGUAGAGGACAACUUGUGGUGGAGCUUACUUAUGUUCCUUUAAAAUCAGAUAGCCUGACAUCUAAUGGACCUGAUGGUGGAUAUGGGAGAACUGAGAGUGGAAUUAGCAAGUCAUCAGAUAGUGGCGAAACCCUGGAUGAAGCAGGUUUACUGUCAGUGAUGGUCGUGGGAGCUGAGGAAGUAGAAGGGGAGCAUCACAACAAUCCUUAUGCUUUGCUUUGCUUUAAAGGAGAAGAAAAGAAAACAAAGGUGAUAAAAAAAUCUCGAAACCCAAGUUGGAAUGAAGAUUUCCAGUUCAUGCUUGAUGAACCUCCAGUAAAUGAGAAGAUCCAUAUUGAGGUCCUGAGCAGAAGCAGAGCCCUUAGUUUCAGAAGAAAGGAAUCAUUGGGAUAUGUGGAAAUUAAUCUCUCUGAUGUGGUACACAAUGGACGAAUCAACCAAAAGUACCAUUUAAUUGACUCCAAAAAUGGAAAGUUACAUGUAGAGCUUAGUUGGACUAAGGCUUGAGAAAUGAAGGUGAGGCAAGUAAUAUCAGGUGUCAGUUUCAACUGAUCUUUCUAAUUGUUGCUAUUGAGGAUAUAGAAGGAAGAGAAUAUACAAAGCGACAUUGUUGAAUCUUAUACAUGUUUUGACAUUUCAAUCUUAAACUAGUUGUCCAUAGAAGAACCAUCUACUUCAUUAUCAUCCUAAACUUUCUUUCUGUGGAAUCGGAGACUUUUAGGCCAAAUAGAUUGUUAUGUUGGUUUUUGCAAUUUUGACGCAUUCUUGGCAGGAAGCUUUGUCUUUCCAAAUCCAAUUCCAAUUCCAAUUCCAAUUCCAAAGCUAUUGAAGUUGCCGUAGUGAUUGAAUCAGGGCUAAGUUGGGACUAGUUUGAGUUAAUCUCUUGGCAAGUUCAUGGUUUAAACUUCAUGAUGUAGCUCAUGUAGAGCAGAUCUAGCCCAAGGCAGUGACAACACCCAGUUUUCUUUUCCUUGGAAUAGGUUACAGAUUAUGUCUUCUUUU